Molecule: messenger RNA, 702 nt
Organism: Brassica napus (rape)
Lineage: Eukaryota; Viridiplantae; Streptophyta; Magnoliopsida; Brassicales; Brassicaceae
Product: splicing factor 3B subunit 6-like protein
Exons: 2
Coding region: 100-474 (124 amino acids)
Biological process (GO): mRNA splicing, via spliceosome
Cellular component (GO): precatalytic spliceosome; U2 snRNP; catalytic step 2 spliceosome
Molecular function (GO): RNA binding
Source: RefSeq, a predicted model, not a curated record
CGCAAGUACUAGAAAUUUAUUUUCCGACAGAAGAAGAUUUAUCUGUGCGACGGUAAUAACAAAUCUCCGGCGACAAGGAGAAGCAGGAGAUAGAGAGCUAUGACGACAGUCAGUCUCCGCAAGCAAAACACGAGGCUCCCACCAGAAGUAAACCGCGUGCUCUACGUCCGCAACCUCCCCUUCAACAUAACGAGCGAGGAGAUGUACGACAUCUUCGGCAAGUACGGCGCGAUCCGCCAGAUUCGGAUCGGAUGCAACAAGGACACGAAAGGCACGGCCUUCGUCGUCUACGAGGACAUCUACGACGCGAAACAAGCCGUGGACCAUCUCUCCGGGUUCAACGUCGCGAACCGGUACCUGAUCGUGCUCUACUACCAGCACGCGAAGAUGAGCAAGAAGUUCGACCAGAAGAAGAGCGAGGAAGAGGUCGCCAAGCUGCAGGAGAAGUACGGUGUCUCCACCAAAGAUAAGUAAACACGUGUGUACUCGAUUCGAUUCUGCGAUUUAGGGUUUCAAUUGGGGAAAAAAAAAUCGAACCUUUUUUGCUUAAUCUUGUUGAUGAUCUGGACUGGUUAGUGUUUUGCUAAGAGGUUUAGUGUUCUGCGAUUUAGGGUUUCAAUUGGGGAAAAAAAUCGAACCUUUUUGCUUAAUCUUGGUAUGUAUGUUGAACCAAUCAAUGAAAAAUACCUUUUUUAGUUCCAA